Molecule: messenger RNA, 1953 nt
Organism: Austrofundulus limnaeus
Lineage: Eukaryota; Metazoa; Chordata; Actinopteri; Cyprinodontiformes; Rivulidae
Gene: tmem127
Product: transmembrane protein 127
Exons: 4
Coding region: 184-897 (237 amino acids)
Biological process (GO): negative regulation of cell population proliferation; negative regulation of TOR signaling
Cellular component (GO): membrane
Source: RefSeq, a predicted model, not a curated record
AUGACGCCUACGGAAGCCACGAAGAAGAGAUGUGGGAACAGGAAGUCGCUGCUUAAGAGGAAACCAGCGUAAUCCCAUCUGUACCGACUGCCGGUGCUCGGUGAGUCGGCUGUACCUCAAACGGGAGUGACAGGAAGAGUAGUACCGCUCAAGGAAAGCUAUACUGAUUUAAUUACCGCCGUCAUGUACGCUCCGCCGGGUUCUACCAUACCUGGAGGCAGGAGGAGGAGAGCGGGCACAUCGCUACCCAAGCAACCGGAGCGGAGUCUGGUGUCGGCGCUGCCCGGAGCGCUGUCCAUCACAGCGCUUUGCACGGCUCUGGCUGAACCGGCCUGGCUCCGUGUUCAUGGGGGUACCUGUCCCAGGCAAGAGCUGGGAGUGGCAGAUGUCCUGGGUUACAUAGAUCCAAAGCUUUUGGAUGAUUACUGCAUGAACCCACAGACCAUCCUGCUGCUGAGAGUCAUAGCUGCUUUCUGUUUCCUGGGCAUCCUGUGCAGUCUAACUGCUUUUUUAUUGGAUGUAUUUGGACCCAAACACCCCGCCCUGAAGAUCACUCGUAGAUAUGCCUUUGCACAUAUACUCACAGUGUUGCAGUGUGCCACAGUCAUAGGCUUUUGCUACUGGGCCUCAGAACUGAUCUUGUCACUCCAGCAGCAGCACAAAAAGUAUCAUGGCUCCCUCAUCUAUGUCACGUUCGCCAUCAGUUUCUACCUGGUGGCAGGUGCGGGCGGCGCGUCCAUCCUCGCCACUGCCGCCAACCUCCUCCGCCACUACCCCACCGAGGAGGAGGAGCAGGCUUUAGAGCUGCUCUCGGAGAUGGAGGACAGCAGCGAGACUUUUCCCACUGAUUAUGACAUUGCCAAUCAGUUUCAGCCGCCUCCAGCCUACACGCCCUAAUCCCACCAGACUGGCCUUGCAAAACAUGUUUCUCUCUCAGCUCUUUGCUUUGUGUGCAAACAACACUCUUUAAAUGGAUACCUUUCCAAAUACUCUUGGCAAUGAACACAGUGUGUGCACAGCUUCAUUGAAUGACAGUGCUUGGGGUGCAUGAAAUCUUUAGUGGUGACAGCAAUUUAGGAGAUAAUUCUUACUUUCACCACUGGAGUGGUUAGUGAUUUGCAUGUAAAUGGCUUUUAGGGUCUGGUCUUUACAUGUAAAGGUAAAUAAACUGCAGAGAGUAUUACCUAUGCUCAUUGAGGAAGCAGCCACAUCCGAUCUGUGCUGUUGUUGAAUUAAUGCGGUCAGCUGUUGAAGUGAUUGGACUUGGGUGGAGCUUUUUGAUUUUGAUUUGGUGUUUUUGUGUAUGUCUGCUUUUUCUUUACGCAUCCUAAAUGCAGAGAUCUGUGUACACUGACAAGAUUGUUUUAAGCAUUUAUUUUAUAUAAAAUAACAAAUGGACCUUAUUUAUUGUAUGUGCUGUCUUUUUAUGUUUGUUUUCCUUUUGUUUGUAGGCAUCAGUCACUGUAGGUUCAUCUUUGUAUUAGAAAUACUAGGAACACUUUUCAAAAUGUGGCACUUUUUUGUGUGUGUGUGUGUGUUUAGAAACGCCUACAGAAUGUGUUGCGAGCUGGUGGUCAUACAGGAAGGAGAUGUUUUCAGCAACAAACCUCACUUCAUAAGUCAGUUAUGUCAUGUUAAUUGUAUUUGAUUUUUUUUUAAAAAGAAACAAAAUCUUGUGAAUACCAUGAGUGAAAAUUUCAGUAUGUUUCCCCAUUCAUCAGUUUUAAUUGUCAGUUUUUCAGAUUCAGUCAGAAUCUUGUGUGAAGAUCCAACAUAAGAUUCCUGCUGUGGGUUAAAUUAGUGGCUGAAGUGAUUGUAAUUGGUUGUACAUUGAUUGUUCUGUUUCAAAUCACUUACUACAUUUUGUCCCUCACUGUAGUUUCUUCACUUAUAUGUAAAUAACCAUUGUUUAUACAUAAAGUGGCCAUAAUAAAGUAAAUGCCAUAUACUGUC